Striga hermonthica is the source of this 2570-nucleotide messenger RNA. The record is from the annotation of a GenBank genome assembly. Lineage: Eukaryota; Viridiplantae; Streptophyta; Magnoliopsida; Lamiales; Orobanchaceae.
AAGCGAGUCAAGUCGUAUAUCCAUAGUGUCGAGGAUAACGGGUCAUCCGUGACCCAGGAGUCCCAGAUACGGGAGUCGGCUAGGGCUUACUUCCACUCUCUCUUUUCUUCUGAGCGGGACUUGCUUACGCAUCCUGACCCGGCCCUCUUUCCGACCAUCCCGCAGUCGGUCGAUCUUGUCGACCUCUAUGACCUCCCGAGUAAGGAAGAAAUCAGGGAGGCUGUUUUUGGGAUUGAUCCCAACAGUGUCUCCGUGAGGGAACUAGGUACCAAUUACUUUCAGUUCCUUUUCCCAAAUAGGGCUGAGCUCAAUAAAAUCCUAGAAGGCAAAAAUUGGAUCUUUGAAAAUCAGCACAUAGUUCUCAAAGAAUGGCAAGAAGGUAUCUCUGCAAAUCACCCUUGCUUCGAUUACCUAACUCUUUGGGUCCAAGCUCAUGGUAUUCCAAUUAACUGGAUGAGCACGGAGGUGGGUAUCAAACUGGGCAGAGUUUUUUCCAACCUCAAAAAUGUCAAUAUGGCUAAAGCUGGAGGACAAGGAGAAAGAGUGAUGAGGCUGCAAGUAGACAUAGACCUUAAAGAGCCUCUACCCCGAUGGACAAAAAUCAGGCUGGGACAGAAAGUAGCAACAAACCAAUUCCAAUAUAAAAAGCUGGUCAGCCUUUGUUUUUACUGUGGAAAGGUAGGUCACUCUGAUAAAUCAUGCUCACAAAAGCAAGAGGAUAUCAGCAACCACUCCGUUCAUGAAGGACAAUUUGGAGAAUGGAUGACAGCAGUAGAUGGAGCUAUCAUUUCUCAAACACCCUCACAAAGCUACCACUCUGAACCAACCGCAGAAGGAGUCCAAACUCAAAACACUAACCAAGCCAGUGGCAAAGAGUCAGAUGCAUCUAAGCAAACCGCAAGCAAGACUAGAGGAUUCACUAUGACCAGCAAGAACACCGAUGAUAUGGAAAAUAAUAACACAGGCAUCGAAGGAUCCUCUUCUUCCAUACCUUUGUCUCAACCCCCCAACAAAGGCAAGGAGAUUGUCACUUACAGCCAGCCUACCCCCCAAGGCCAAGAUGUUAACCUCUUAGAGCCUGCAGAAUCCAAUCAUAACAUGGAGAUUGUCUCCCUCCCGGUGUCCACCAACAAUGAUGAUAUCAUAAAAGAAAAGCAGACUCUAAAAUGCUGGAAAAGAGCUCCUAGCAAAAUUGGCAGGCUAGCCAGACAUCAAGGGGAGACUGCAGCCAUCUCUAAACAAGGAGGUUUGCUGCUGAUGUGGGAUUGUAUUCCCACAAUCCUGAAUACCAACAGCUCAGACUUCUUCAUCCAAGUUCAGCUUUCUCUUCCUAAUGAAGAAAUUCCUCUCUGGCUCACCUUUGUAUAUAUGAGCACUGACAAAGAAACCAGAAUUCAGCAAUGGGAAUUCCUUGAGCAAAGCAAAGAGGACUGGGAAGAUUACUGGGCAAUCAUUGGAGACUGGAAUGACAUAUGCAAUCAUGAUGAAAAGAGAGGUGGUAGAACAAUAUCAAACUCCAGCUUCAAUGCUUUCAAUAGUUUUAUCUCUUCAAUAGGGAUGGUGGAAAUUAACAUGACUGGCUACCAGUACACUUGGGGUAAUAACAGAAUGCAAGAAGGAUUUGUAGAAGAAAAACUUGACAGAGGUUUUGGAUCUCUAUUAUGGACUACUAAGCACCCUCAAGCCAGCAUUGCAAACAUAUUCAAGAGUGCUUCAGACCAUGGAGUCCUUCUUCUUGAUGAUCAAGGGAGUUCUAGGAAGCAAAAAAAGAGAUUCAAUUUCGACAAAAGAUGGAUUAAAAGAGAAGGCUUCAAAGAAGAAAUUGAGAAAGCUUGGGCUAUUCCUCAGCAAGGUACUCCCUUUUACAAGUUGAAAGAGCAUGUCAAGCAAGCUAGGCUAGCUUUGUCCAAGUGGAGUAAACUUUUCAGAGCUGAUCACAAAGAACAUGUUGCAGCACUCUCACUUAAGCUUGAGGAGAUGAGACAAUUGGGUGAAGGUAAAAACUGGGAAGAAUGGGAAUCAAUUAAACAAGAGCUGGAAAAGGAGCAAAUCUCUGAGGAGGCUUUUUGGCAACAGAGAUCCAAGAUCCAAUGGUUAAAAGAAGGAGACAGGAACUCUCACUUCUUCCAUGCAUUCACCAUGCAGAGAAGAAAACAAAAUGCCAUUUCUAGGCUCUUGUCUGAUCAAUAUGGUAUCUACACCAAAAAAGAAGAAAUUGCCAAGGAGAUCUCUAAUUACUACCACAGACUCUUCACAUCUGAGGGAUCUCAUGGGGCCCAGGAAAUUACCAACCUCAUCCCCAGAUCAAUCAAUUCAAAGAUGAAUGAACAACUCCAAGCACCCACCUGUGAAGAUGAAAUAAAGGCAGUGUUAUUCCAAAUGAACCCUCUCAAAGUCCCUGGGGAAGAUGGCAUGACCCCCCUUUUCUGCCAACACUUUUGGCCUAUCCUCAAGGAAGAUAUCAGUGCAGCUGUGAUCUCAUUCUUCUCCUCUGGACAACUGCUAAAAUAUUGUAACCAUACCUUGGUAACUCUUAUCUCCAAAUGCUUGAACCCCAGCUCUAUCUCCCA